Equus caballus (horse) is the source of this 4432-nucleotide messenger RNA. The record is from RefSeq and is a predicted model, not a curated record. Lineage: Eukaryota; Metazoa; Chordata; Mammalia; Perissodactyla; Equidae.
CGCCCGCCCUUAAAGGGCCCGCGUCCCAGAAAACUCGCCGCGCCCCGCGGCGGCCGGCCGCUACCGCCUAUCAGGCCCCUCUCCCUCAGACUCUCCUCCCUCCGCGGCCGCCCCUCCCGCCGGCUUCCCCACCUUUUUUCCCUCCCCUUUCCCGGCGUCUCCAGCCUCCCGGCAACCAGCUGCCCCCUCUCUCUCCCGGCCCUGGCCGGCGGCCUCGGGGCUCUGGGCCGUGCUCAGCCCCUCGCGAGCUGGGGCCCCUUCCCGUGGCCCGUACCCCACACCCUCCCCUCCCCCUUUCCGCCGCCCCCUCCCCUCCGGGGCCCCUGGGAGCGUCUCUGCGAGCCAGGGAGGGGACGUUUCCUAAUCUCAGGCCGGGGUUAAAGUUCUGGUCCUGGUGAGAUGCUGGAAGCUGCGGCAAGGGCCGCAACCCGUCCCGGAGGUGUCCUGUCGCCUGUCGUCGCCGCCGCCGCCACCGUCGCCGCUGCCGCCCUGCCGGGGCCAUGUUCGCUCUGGGCUUGCCCUUCUUGGCGCUCUUGGUGGCCUCGGUCGACAGCCACCUGGGGGUUCUGGGACCCAAGAACGUCUCGCAGAAAGACGCGGAGUUUGAGCGCACCUACAUGGAUGAGGUCAACAGCGAGCUGGUCAACAUCUACACCUUCAACCAUACCGUGACCCGAAACCGGACGGAAGGUGUGCGUGUGUCUGUGAAUGUCCUGAACAAGCAGAAGGGGGCUCCUUUACUGUUCGUGGUCCGCCAGAAGGAGGCUGUGGUGUCCUUCCAGGUGCCCCUAAUCCUGCGAGGGCUGUAUCAGCGCAAGUAUCUCUACCAAAAGGUGGAACGAACGCUGUGUCAGCCCCCCACCAAGAAUGAGUCUGAGGUCCAGUUCUUCUACGUGGAUGUGUCCACCUUGUCACCAGUCAAUACCACGUACCAGCUGCGUGUCAGCAGAAUGGACGACUUUGUGCUCAGGACCGGGGAGCAGUUUAGCUUCAAUACCACAGCAGCCCAGCCUCAGUACUUCAAGUAUGAGUUCCCAGAGGGAGUGGACUCAGUGAUUGUCAAGGUGACCUCCAACAAGGCCUUCCCCUGCUCAGUCAUCUCCAUCCAGGAUGUCCUGUGUCCUGUCUAUGACCUAGACAACAAUGUAGCCUUCAUCGGCAUGUACCAGACUAUGACCAAGAAGGCAGCCAUCACUGUGCAGCGCAAAGACUUCCCCAGCAACAGCUUUUAUGUGGUGGUGGUGGUGAAGACUGAAGACCAGGCCUGUGGGGGUUCCUUGCCUUUCUACCCCUUUGUCGAAGAUGAACCAGUGGAUCAAGGACACCGCCAGAAAACCCUGUCAGUGCUGGUAUCUCGAGCAGUCACAUCUCAGGCCUAUGUUGGCGGUAUGCUCUUUUGCCUGGGCAUAUUUCUCUCCUUCUACCUGCUGACCGUCUUCCUGGCCUGUUGGGAGAACUGGAGGCAGAAGAAGAAGACCCUUCUGGUGGCCAUGGACCGAGCCUGCCCAGAAAGCGCUUCUCUUCUUGGUCACCCUCGGGUCCUGGCUGAUUCCUUCCCUGGCAGCCCCCCUUAUGAGGGUUACAACUACGGCUCCUUUGAUAAUGGCUCUGGAUCCACCGAUGGUCUGGUUGACAGCACGGGCACUGGGGACCUCUCCUACGGUUACCAGGGGCAGGACCAGUUCAAGCGGCGCCUCCCCUUUGGCCAGAUGCGGCAGCUGUGCAUUGCCAUGGAACGCUCCCUUGACCCUGUGGGCACUCGGCCACGACUGGACUCCAUGAGCUCUGUGGAGGAGGAUGACUAUGACACGUUGACUGACAUCGAUUCGGACAAGAACGUCAUUCGCACCAAGCAAUACCUCUAUGUGGCUGACCUGGCACGCAAGGAUAAACGCGUUCUGCGGAAAAAGUACCAGAUCUACUUCUGGAACAUUGCUACCAUUGCCGUCUUCUAUGCGCUUCCUGUGGUGCAGCUGGUGAUCACCUACCAGACGGUGGUGAAUGUCACAGGGAAUCAGGACAUCUGCUACUACAACUUCCUCUGUGCCCACCCGCUGGGCAACCUCAGCGCCUUCAACAACAUCCUCAGCAACCUGGGGUACAUCCUGCUGGGGCUCCUCUUCCUGCUCAUCAUCCUGCAGCGGGAGAUCAACCACAACCGGGCCCUGCUGCGCAACGACCUCUACGCCCUGGAAUGUGGGAUCCCAAAGCACUUUGGCCUGUUCUAUGCCAUGGGCACAGCCCUGAUGAUGGAGGGGCUCCUGAGUGCCUGCUAUCACGUCUGCCCCAACUAUACCAAUUUCCAGUUUGACACGUCGUUCAUGUACAUGAUCGCCGGGCUCUGCAUGCUGAAGCUGUACCAGAAGCGGCACCCUGACAUCAACGCCAGUGCCUACAGCGCCUACGCCUGCCUGGCCAUCGUCAUCUUCUUCUCCGUGCUGGGCGUGGUCUUCGGCAAAGGGAACACAGCGUUCUGGAUUGUCUUUUCGAUCAUUCACAUCACGGCCACCCUGCUCCUCAGCACACAGCUCUACUACAUGGGCCGCUGGAAGCUGGACUCUGGGAUCUGCCGUCGCAUCUUCCACGUGCUGUACACAGACUGCAUCCGGCAGUGCAGCGGGCCCCUCUACGUGGACCGCAUGGUGCUGCUGGUUAUGGGCAACAUUAUCAACUGGUCGCUGGCUGCCUACGGGCUCAUCAUGCGUCCCAAUGAUUUUGCCUCCUACUUGUUGGCCAUUGGCAUCUGCAACCUGCUCCUUUACUUUGCCUUCUACAUUAUUAUGAAGCUCCGCAGUGGGGAGAGGAUCAAGCUCAUCCCCCUGCUCUGCAUCAUCUGCACCUCGGUGGUCUGGGGCUUCGCACUAUUCUUCUUCUUCCAGGGACUCAGCACCUGGCAGAAAACCCCCGCAGAGUCGCGGGAGCACAACCGGGACUGCAUCCUCCUUGACUUCUUUGAUGACCACGACAUCUGGCACUUCCUCUCCUCCAUCGCCAUGUUCGGGUCAUUCCUGGUGUUGCUGACACUGGACGACGACCUGGACACGGUGCAGCGGGACAAGAUCUACGUCUUCUAGCGGGCGCCGGGUCCCUUGCUUCACUCAUGAGGCCCUGUGCGCCUCGGCCUCACUGCCCAGAGCCUCCAUAGUGCCAGAGGCGUGAGUCCCAGCCCUGCUGCCCAGUGCUGGGUGGUGGCAGGACAGCGAGGUCUAGCCCAGGCCUGGCCCAGGACAGUCAUGGGAGUGGCCUUGAGCCUUGCAGCUGCCCUCGGCCUGGGAAGAGGCCUGCUCCUCUGAAACCCCAGACGUUGGCCAAAUUGCUGCUUUCUUCUCAGUGUUGGGGCCCGUCCAUGGGUCCUCCCGUCCAUUGGCUCUCCGUUUGUCCCUCUGCAGGAGGGAGGAGGGAAGUGUUGCCCUGCCCAUCUCAUGCCUUGCAGUCUGCCCAUCCUUCCCCUCCCCCCAAGCCUGGGGCCGAAAGCCCUUUCUGCCUCCCACAGUCCCACUUCCCAGCCUGAUCUGGGGCCUGAUUCUUUGUCCUGCAGUAGGGGCCCACUUCUCUUUGGGACUGUAUCUGGCUGCCAUCACUGCCUCCUCUAGUCAGCCAAAAUGGAUGGGGUUGUAGGAUUUUGGGGGCUGACCAGCUGGUGCCAGGCUUUUGGUGCUAAGGCCUGCGAGGGGCCCUGGCUGGCUCUUUAGCAAUGAGGGUCAGCCCAUGUGUGAGAACUGCCUUUGAUCUGAGGGGCUGAACUCAGAGGUCACUUUCCCGUCAGUCCCCGGACUGAUGCUGGCAGCAGGAUUGGAGGGAAGAAGCAACUCACCCCUUUCCUUCCUUUUUCUUUCCAGGCCCUUAACUCCUGCCAAGCCCCAGCUGGGGGCCUUUCAGUGCCAUUGACACUGCCCAGGAAUGUCCAGGGGCAGUGGAGGGGGGAUUCAGAGGGCCCAGCCCAUGCUGCCUCCUCCAUAGCCGCGGGAGCCCCAGUGCCUAUCUUAGAAAGGGGCUCAGGAAAGGGAUGUAUUUCCCUCUAGGUCUCCGGUCCCAGCUUCACUGUAGGACCCAGGGCUGGCUCCUAAGUUUCCAUCCAGUCUUCAGCCACGUUCUGUGUUAGUCACGCACGUGCAUACACAUGGAACCUUGGAGUUGACACUGACUUGCUCCAGCUCUGGGCGCCCUGGCUGCUCUGGUCCCUGGAUCCCCUUCGCCCUAUCUGGUUUGUUCCAGAUGCCGAGGUUGGGGGAGGUCAGGUCGGGCCUCAGCCUCUGGGUGGGAAUGUGUUUUAUUCUCUCCGCCUUGUUUUUAUACCUCUCCCUGGGGCUGGGAGAGGAGGUGGGUCUGGAUUUUUUUCAGAACUCUGUGUAAUGUCUGUUUCCAUGCUAUGGUUGCAUUUCUGUUUACUAUGAAUGAGUCUGCAUUCAAUUAAAGAAACAACCAGACGCAG